CUACUUUUCAUUAAAGGUGUUUAUCUUAAAUAUUAAGUUAUUAUGUGCUUAAUAUAAAUUAAAAAUAUUUAUAAAAUUAUAUUUUAAAUUUAACAUUAAAUUGAGUUAAUUUUAGCACUUUUGUGUUAAACUCCACUGUACAGUAUUCUUGUGAUACAACUUAACUGAAAUUCUAUUUUUAACUAAAUUUUUAAUGGAAUCCGUAACCGAUCGCAUAGAAAAAUUAAAUGUCACUCAAAAUAACUUGGAAUCCAAUGAAAAUUCAAAUUCGUCAGACAACUCUUUACCUCUGGUUCACACUGAAAAAUUCACUGUUACAGACUUAAACAAUGAGGACACAGAAUACACGUUAACAGCGCUUAAGUUUUCUAAUUCAUGGCAACUGUUUUUAACAUACUCUGGAAACGUUGGAACCUGGUUAUGCUCGUCUGCAGAUUUGUCACAUUUGGACAUUUAUUCAACAAGAGUCUUGCUAGGAGACAGGACCAAGGAAUAUUACCAGGUUUACUCCAGAAAUGGCAUCAAGGUCCUUUGUGACUGUUUGAGAGAGAAGGACAGAAUCGACAAAUACUCUCCCACAGAUGAUCUUAUUCUUCUGAUGGCUCUCGAUAUCAAGGUACAUGACAAUAAAGUUUUCGCUCAAAUACUUGAACGAUUUAAAAACGUUUUUAAUUUACUAACAUAAAUAUGAGUUUUAAUUUA
Theileria parva strain Muguga is the source of this 702-nucleotide messenger RNA. RefSeq lists its product as uncharacterized. The record is from RefSeq and is a predicted model, not a curated record. The coding region runs from base 194 to 685 and encodes 163 amino acids. Lineage: Eukaryota; Apicomplexa; Aconoidasida; Piroplasmida; Theileriidae. The transcript is spliced from 6 exons.